This is a messenger RNA of Haliotis rufescens (red abalone), 2010 nucleotides long. RefSeq lists its product as uncharacterized. Lineage: Eukaryota; Metazoa; Mollusca; Gastropoda; Lepetellida; Haliotidae. The transcript has 2 exons. Bases 6 to 854 code for a protein of 282 amino acids. The record is from RefSeq and is a predicted model, not a curated record.
AUGUGAUGAACACGGCAAUCCAACUGUGGACUGGGCCUACAGCUGUAGUCAUAGUGAUUGUGAUGCUAGCAUGCCUGUAUUCCAUCAAACGUUGGAGAACUAAAAGAGCUCAACAAUCAUCAAUUGUUCAACACAACGAUGAAGGCGUUCAGGAUGAUAUAUAUUCUGUAGAAUAUCAGGCCAUAAACAGAUAUUGGCAGAUCAGAGAUGAAGAUAUAGGCAUAUCCUGUGUGCCCCCAGCUGUGAAGCAAGAGGAACGCGGGCACAGACUCUCCUUGCCAGUGUUGGCAGAAUGUUUUUCUACAUCAGGUGGUGGAACAUACAAUGAUGCAUCCGAGAGUUCUGCUGGAGAAACCCAGUCCUACAUUCAUAUAUCACAGGAUGUUUCAGACGGCAAAUCAUCCCAGAGUUCUCCUGGAGACACACAGUCCUACAUUCAUGUAUCACAUGAUGUUGCAGGCAGUGGUGCAACCCAGAGUUCUGCUGGAGACACACAGUCCUACAUUCAUAUAUCACAUGAUGUUGCAGGCAGUGGUGCAACCCAGAGUUCUGCCGGAGACACACAGUCCUCAACUCAGUGGCCACAGAAUGUUGCAGGCAGUAGUGUAGCCCAGUGUUCUGCCGGAGAUACCCAGUCCUCCACUCAUAUAUCACAUGAUGUUUCAGAUGGCGAAUCAUCCCAGAGUUCUGCCGGAGAUGCCCGUUCCCACACGCAUAUAUCACGGGACAAGGCAGAUUCUGAUUCGUCCCACAGUUCUGCAAGUGAUGCUCAGUCCUACACCCGACUCUUGCGUGAUGUUUUUGUUGAUGAUCCCAAGACAGCCGUGAGCUAUAUAUCACCUGUUCAUAAAUAACUAUUAUGUUACUUUAAGUCUGGAAUGUACUUUGUCUGUAAUUCAAAUCUGAUAUUCAGCUCACUUUGAAGACAACUUUGGCAUCAUGAGCUGAUAAUGCAUCCACUAAGUGCUCCGUCGCUGUAAGUGUUGAACACACGACCUGUUAUCAAGGUUUACUGAUCUUUCAAAAUCAGCUGGUUCUACUUCAAAAUGAUAUACAUUUUCAAGAGAGAUGAUGAACCUCGAGCGUCUUUGAUUCAGAAGUCUUUGAACCCAUCAUGCUCAAAUACUUGCCAUGUGUUGUUUUCCUUAUUGUGGCUUUUGAAGGUCUUCUAGUUUAUGUAUCAUUUUUUCGAGGCUUUUCAUUCCCUCCUGAUUGCAGCUGUUCAUCUCUUGGCAGUGGCAAAAGAAGGAAUACCUUCCUUUAAAGUUGAGGCAAUUGAUUGCUGUUGGAGUUAACCCUUUCAGUUAGAUAUACAGCACAGUGGUCAAUGUUGCCAAGUUUUAUAAAAAGAGAACACCUAGAGACUGUGUGGCUGUAGAAACAUGAUAUUUUGUUUCAAGGAACUAAUUUCGAAGUUAGACCUAAUGCGUUUGGGCCACCCAACGUUGUCACAGACUGCGAUAAAUGAAUUGUGUUGAUGUGGUAACCUAACUUCCAUCAAUCCGAAAUAUGGAUGCUUAAUGCCUGGAAAUCGCUUGUGCUGUUCACUGAGGAUGGUGCGUCUUGAAAGAGAAGCAGAACAGGAUGCUGCAUCUUGAAAGAGAAGCAGAACCUGUUGAAUGUGUUUCAGGGUGGAUUAUUUCAGUAUGUGAUGUUGUCAAUGGACGAAUGCACAAACUGAAAAAGAGAAAACACAAAUUUAACGAACCCAUUCUGUUCCAGCCAGCUGCCAUCAAUGAAGCUGCCCUACAUGACAUGUGUGUAGUUGUUUCAAUUAUAUUAGUAUUACUGACAUAUAAGGCCAGUGUCAUGACUGAGGAAGACAUCUGCAACAACAAUACAUCAGCAUUAUCAGCAUUAUCAGCAUGACUCUAAAACCUCAAGAUAUGUUCAUUCCUUUUUUGUACUAGAUUCCAAAGGUUCAUCAAAUCCGUUCAAAGAGAGAUAUAUUGCUUGGUCCAGCAAAGGUACCACCAAAUCCUUGACUCAAAGAUUACUCAUAAACCUUAA